AUGAAACCGCCUGGUUUUACUACACUCGCACUGGCCGACCCAGCUACUAUCACUCCCGCUGAGUGGGAGUCCCUCAAGAAUGAUGAGACCGCCGCAGAGGCCGGGCCAGUCAAUCCAGCGUCUUCGUUACUGUCUUUAUGUAUGGCAUUGGCAGUAUACGAUGAGACUGACUCGACCGAUGACUUGCAGGGACUCCUCACGGCUUCACAAUUUGCAAGAGGCUCUUCGAAGCCACGUACCCUUCUGGAUGAGAAAAAAGAGAGCUACUGGGAGUGUAUCCGACAGCCUUGGGCAAGGCGAAAUGGAACAGCAAGACGCCCACAGACCGCUCGAGGCCUGUGGAGUGGGUUAUUUGCUGAGUUAUGGCCACAAGCAAUGAACUUCCUCGCCGAGGGAAUCUUAGCUGCGGAAGCCAUCGCCCAACUCGACAAGGGCCUAUGCAUAGGAGCACUCUGGCAUCUCACCAAAGUCUUGCCUGAUACCUUAUAUCGCCCAUUGAUUUUCCAGUUUUGUGAGAUGGCGUCCAAGAUGACAUUCGAUGAUGACAGAUCGUUACAAUCAGCCAUCCUCGACGCGUGUGAGAUGACCGAAGGAAUGAUGGGCAGUCCAUUCCCCACGGUUAAUAAAGUAGCGUCAUUAAGUGCAGAUACAACACUCUACCUUGGGUCUGCUAGAGUUUCAUACGACGAUCUCAUUCUAGAGUCACUCGAUAACACGAUUGAAAGCCUUCGUCUCGAUUGUACAACGAACGAACAGGACACACCAAUGAGUUCCGCCACACUGAUUGCCGACCCUGCAGAGACAUCGGAUGUUCACAUGGCAAGCGAGUUGGUGAAACUCAAGAUUCAAGCAGACACGAUGAAAAUGAUAGCGCCAUUGCACAAGUUCACUCAAGGGACUUCCGACGCCAUGUGA
Messenger RNA from Fusarium subglutinans, 915 nucleotides. RefSeq lists its product as uncharacterized. The record is from RefSeq and is a predicted model, not a curated record. The transcript has 4 exons. The coding region runs from base 1 to 915 and encodes 304 amino acids. NCBI's taxonomy places the organism in Eukaryota, Fungi, Ascomycota, Sordariomycetes, Hypocreales, Nectriaceae.